Cooperia oncophora is the source of this 258-nucleotide messenger RNA. NCBI's taxonomy places the organism in Eukaryota, Metazoa, Nematoda, Chromadorea, Rhabditida, Trichostrongylidae. The record is from the annotation of a GenBank genome assembly.
AUGGUUUUGUGGAGAGCUGCCGGCAUUAACUAUGUGCGAUAUUCGCAAAUUGCUGCCCAGGUGACGAGACUGUGUUCAAAGAAAAUGGUUUUGUGGAGAGCUGCCGGCAUUAACUAUGUGCGAUAUUCGCAAAUUGCUGCCCAGGUGACGAGACUGUGUUCAAAGAAGAAGGUGGAAGUCACGCCAAGGAAGUAUGGUGAUGGACCCACUCUGAAAAUAGCCGUCUGGGAAAAUGGGAAACCUGCCGAGAAGAAAUGA